Molecule: messenger RNA, 1395 nt
Organism: Paraglomus occultum
Lineage: Eukaryota; Fungi; Glomeromycota; Glomeromycetes; Paraglomerales; Paraglomeraceae
Source: the annotation of a GenBank genome assembly
AUGACUACGAAAUUCGCCAACUCCCCUUCAUCUCGACCGUCGACACCAUCCUAUGUAGGCUCUCCAAGUCCGCAUGACAUCACAGUUGGGUAUAAAGUCUAUGUAGAUGUGAACAAAGAUGCUAAAGAUCAUACCGAGGCUCGUAAAGCAGAGAUAUUGUCCGUCAGGAGUAACAACGGACACACGGAAUACUAUGUCCAUUUUAUGGAAUUCAAUAAACGUCUCGACGAGUGGGUAUCGUUAAACAGGAUAGACUUUUCCAGAGAAAUUGAACGUCCGUCGUCAAAAAAACGAGCCAAAGGUAGUCUAAGAGAUACCGAUUCCCCUUCCCCGAAUCAUAAUGGCAAUCGUACUCCAAUCCCUGUUUCUAAAAAACGCAAGAUAUCCUCUCUCGAUGAUCCAUUUACGCCUCAAUCUGAGGACGCUGACGUUGAUGCAUCACCAGGUACACCUGUUCCUGCCGUAUUCUCCAAAGAACAAGAGAUUGAAAAGCUACGUCACUCUGGAUCUAUGACGCAAUCAUUCUCUGAGAUAUCUCGUGUGAAGAAUCUGGAAAGGAUACAUAUCGGGAAAUACGAUGUCGAGACGUGGUAUUUUUCGCCGUUUCCAGCCGAGUUUGCUAAUGCUUCGGUUGUUUAUAUUUGUGAAUUUUGCUUAUACCAUUUUAUAAGUGAGCGGCAGUUGAAGAGACAUUUACAAAAAUGUACAGUGUUGCAUCCUCCGGGAAAUGAAAUCUAUCGCCAGGGUGACCUGUCUUUCUUUGAGAUUGAUGGCCACAAGCAGAAAACUUAUUGUCGUAAUCUAUGUCUAUUGUCUAAAUUGUUUCUCGACCAUAAGACUUUGUAUUAUGACGUUGAUCCGUUCUUGUUUUAUAUAAUGUGCAAGAGAGAUAAUAAGGGAUGCCAUAUAAUUGGAUAUUUCUCAAAAGAGAAGGAAAGUGGCGAAGGAUAUAAUCUCGCCUGUAUUCUCACACUGCCUCAAUAUCAACGCCAAGGUUAUGGGAGAUUAUUAAUAUCAUUUUCUUAUGAACUGUCCAAGAAGGAAGGAAAAAUAGGAUCACCUGAGAAACCACUAUCUGAUCUUGGUCUUCUGUCCUAUCGAGCUUAUUGGACAGAGAUUGUCGUUGAGCUGCUUCUUGAGGUUAGGGAAGCAAAUGAGGAAAUUACCAUUGAAGAUAUAUCUAAUAGAACGAGCGUGUCACAAUCAGAUAUAUUACAAACAUUACAAACAUUAGGGGCUGUUAAACCAUACAAGGGACAACAGAUUAUUUUGUUGUCAGAAGGGCUAUUAGCCGCGUAUGAGCGGAGUAAAAGGAAGAACAAGAGAAGAAUUGAUGAGAACUGUUUACAAUGGACGCCUCCUCAGUUUACCUCUAACCAAUUGAGGUAUAUUUAA